AUGCCUCACGACCUGCACGACCUCUCCAUGGACCUCGACGCCUGCGAACCAACUGAACUCUCCUUCUCGACUGACGACACGCCCCUCGACGUGCCUACCAGCAUCCACGACCUGUCCGAGAGAUACCCCUUCGACGUAGAGGGAAUUCCCCUUCCUCCCUCCCCCGACUUGUCCGAACUUAGCGAUCUGUCCGAGGUCUCCGCCUCACUUGACGAUAUCGACGUGGACAUCGCCUUUGAGCCCGAUGAGACCUCUCGUCUCUCCCCCCUUCCCGUCGAGCUUCUGCAAGUAAUCGUGACUCAGCUCCCGCAAGAGGAUCUCGUCCAGCUCCUCCGCGUCAACUCAUUCUUCCACGCAGCCGUCGUGAAGCUGGUGUACGUCCGCGUCCCAGCCGUGACAGAGGGAAGGGCGUGCACACUCGACCCCCCGCUCAAGAACGCGUAUUACGCCUCCCACGUUCGAUGUCUCGAUGCCGGUCUCGUCGCUCGCAGGUGCUGCCGACCCUGGGGCCGGCUCGUGCUCCCCUCCCUCGAGGUUCUGCGGCUCGAUGUGGCUCCGCACGCCCCGCACCCGAAGCCACCCCCGCGUCGCCUGACGCCCGCCCAACGCCGAGCUCUUAUCGCCGGAACGCCGUCCAAGUGUCCUGACACGCAGGCUCUUGCUUCCCGGCUUCCUUCUGGCGUGCGUGCUCACACCGUUGUGCUCAGGACUCUCGGACAUGGGCUGGGACUGCGGGUUGAGGAGGAGGUCAUCAAGAGCGCGGAGAGGGUGGUCAUGUUUCUGAAGAUGCCGGCCAGUGUGUUUGACAUGGAGCCUCUGCCGCUCACGUUUGCGAAGGAAAUGCCGUGCUCGACCCCGAGUCUCACGAUUGUGCUUGAGUGUCCCCGCCAGCCCGAUCUGGCGGUUGACGUGAUGCACGCCCUCUUCCAACUCUGCGAGGUCGUCGACGAUCCCGGUUUCCGCAUCAACUACCCGCGCCUCUCCGGAAUCACGGUCGUGGUACCGGACUACGUUUUAACGCCUACUUGCCGCGGGAUGGUGUGUACCGAGAUCGAGCAGUACAGACUGCAACUUCACAGGCGUACCAUGCUCAAGACGCAGACGCAGAUUUCAGUGCACCUCGCGUCUGAGUUUCUCCAGCGGAGGGAGAAUGAGCUGGUCUUGACGAGAAGGGAGGCUGGGGAGUAUUGGCGCCGGUGCAGGCCGAGUGUCCGCACCCAUGCUCACAGCGAGGAAGAGGUCAGAGAGCUGGCGCAGCACGCCAGACGCCUGAUGGAGCUUGCGGGUGCGGUGUGGAACACCCUCAUUGACGAUUUUGCCGUGUACGACUACGACAAUGAGAGCGACGACGCAAUGGACGACGUGGACGACGGCUACUUUAAUCAUGGCAUGGCCCAGGGCCACCUUGUUGUAUUCUAA
This is a messenger RNA of Trichosporon asahii var. asahii CBS 2479, 1419 nucleotides long. RefSeq lists its product as uncharacterized. Gene Ontology annotation, molecular function: protein binding. The record is from RefSeq and is a predicted model, not a curated record. Lineage: Eukaryota; Fungi; Basidiomycota; Tremellomycetes; Trichosporonales; Trichosporonaceae. The coding region runs from base 1 to 1419 and encodes 472 amino acids. The transcript is spliced from 2 exons.